GGAAAAAUAAGAUUUGUACUGCAUCUCUUAUACAAGAAAAACAAAGAAAGUCUACUUAAAGACAGGCAGAUCAACUAGCUAGUGCACACAUUUAACAUAGUUUGCUGGUUACAGUCGUUUUUUUGUAAAUUGUUUUAGGCUGCUUGUCACUAGAACCCAAUCUAUUAUCCUAAUUCUGCACUGUUUAGAUUAGAAAUGAUAUAAAUGUUGUACUUAUACACACACGGGGGUGCACAGGUUGCGUGCGCACCCUCUCCCCUUGGCCACCAAAAAGUGGUGUCAAAAUACUAUCGAUCCUUUUCCAUAUGAUACCAAUAACUAUGCAACCCCUCCUUAGCAAAUCCUGGGCAUGCACCUGUAGGUUUAGUCACUAUAAUUAUGUCUUUUCCUGUGCUUAGAACCUACCUGCUGAAAGAAAGUGGCCUGAACUUAAUCAGUGGGUUGUUUAACCUAUAAAGGAAGUACUUUCGGGAAUGGAGAAUGGAUAUCUGAUACACAUGCAUGAUCCUGUUGUUCAGUUCUGUGUUUCCUACAUAACUAUUAAUGUGGCAGAGGUUGGGCUGCAGCAAGUAGUUUCAUCUUGGAACCAACAUCCAAUUGAAGAAAGAAACAGCAAGAUCUUAGCUGUGGUAGCCCAAAGAACAAAUCAAGUCAAAAUACUUCACCCAAGUAUUAUACCAAGUGUAGAAGAGGCAAUUAGGAUGUACAGACAGGCUGGAGGCAGCAUCACAGAAGAUUGCUCAUUUGGUGUUGACCCUCUUUUAAACCACAAUGUGCAUUUGCAAAGGAGGAAUGCUCGAUUUUUCCAAAAUAACCCUAGCUUUCACUGUAUUUUCCAAAAUAUUGUUAAUGGUGAUGGUUCCCUAAUGGAAUCUGCCAUUCUCUCUUAUUUAGACCUGACCAAAACCUUGUCACCAUGACAUAUUAAUUUAGUGUUAGAAAUUUCAACAAAUUACUCAAGUGAUUGCUGUUAAAUAAUAUUUGAAACCAUCAAUGCACUGACAGUCUAUAAAUUUACACAUUUCUUUUACACAAGCACUAUUAUGCCCUAGUCCAGUUUAACUGUGUUCAUGUUUUAUUUAUGUAUCCCAUAACACACUUGGCAGCCACUGUUGUAAGAACAAUUAAUAUGUUGAAAUUGAUGCGGAGCUGUUUUUAACUCCAUGUGGGCAGUCAAAGAAAACACUAAAUUAUCUGUCCGUCAAGCACCAAACAUGAUUUACUACAUAUUUGGGCACAUCUCACUCCAUUGGCAAAUAUUUGCUAUCCCAAAAGGGCAUAUCUCCAGUAGACCACUCCCAUAGUUUGUGGAUCAUGAAAUUUGAAAUCUGGAACCCUCUAGAAUCACAGAUACACAUUUGGUAUAAUUAAAAUUUCCACUUUUUUUUGUUUUGCUGAUGCCUAUUUUUAUUAUGUACCAAUCAAUACAUAUUAUUAUAACUUUGGCGAGCAUUGUGGCGUAUUAUACGGGUUCUAAUGAACGUUUUGGCGGGCUCUAAUAUAUUUAAGCCCGCUGCUCUAAGCCAAUGAGAGGGCGAGGAAAUUGCAGGAAUUCCCGCAAUUCAUUCAAACCGCUCGUCGCAUCGCUUGCCGUGUUUGGUUGUGUUUUGACAACUACCAAAAAACAAACAGGAAAACAUGGCUGAACACGACUUUAAAAAAUGGAGCUUAAAAAAUGGAAGAAGAUUCUGUUCCC
This is a messenger RNA of Nematostella vectensis (starlet sea anemone), 1696 nucleotides long. RefSeq lists its product as uncharacterized. The record is from RefSeq and is a predicted model, not a curated record. NCBI's taxonomy places the organism in Eukaryota, Metazoa, Cnidaria, Anthozoa, Actiniaria, Edwardsiidae. Bases 474 to 920 code for a protein of 148 amino acids. The transcript is spliced from 2 exons.